Lates calcarifer (barramundi perch) is the source of this 2143-nucleotide messenger RNA. RefSeq names its product solute carrier family 52, riboflavin transporter, member 3-B. Gene Ontology annotation, molecular function: riboflavin transmembrane transporter activity. The transcript has 4 exons. Gene Ontology annotation, cellular component: plasma membrane. Bases 216 to 1589 code for a protein of 457 amino acids. The record is from RefSeq and is a predicted model, not a curated record. Gene Ontology annotation, biological process: riboflavin transport. Lineage: Eukaryota; Metazoa; Chordata; Actinopteri; Centropomidae.
CCCCCCGUCAAGUGCAAUGGAGACACGGAAGCAGAAAAGGGGGAGGGAAUCCACACACAUAUACAUACUUACGGCUGAUAUUACAGAAAAGAACUGUGGCCACAAUGCACUAAAAGGUUCUGAAAGGAGAGAGGAGAGUGAUAUCUUUCUGGGUGUGUCCUGAACAAGACAGCGUGCAUCUACAUUUCUGGAUUUACCUCAUUCCUGCCUCCAUUAUGUCGCUGCUCACUCACGUGCUGGCAUGCCUAUUUGGUAUGGGGUCCUGGGUGGCCAUCAAUGGGAUGUGGGUGGAGCUCCCCUUGAUCGUACCAGGUAUUCCAGAGGGGUGGUACCUGCCCUCAUACCUCACAGUCCUCAUCCAGAUGGCCAACAUAGGUCCUCUCUUCAUCACCCUGAUGCACCGAUUCCGCCCAGGGGCGCUGGAUGAGCGGCCAGUCAUCUAUUGCAUUGUGGGGUUGGGGAUCAUUGCCACAUUCCUGUUGGCUUUCUUCUGGAAUCACACAGUGACAAUAGGGGACUCUUUGCACAGUGUGCCCCUGCUGCUGUUAAGCUUCCUGCUCUCAGUGGUAGACUGCACCUCCUCUGUUACCUUUCUGCCUUUCAUGAUGCGGCUAUGUCCGCAGUACCUCACCACAUAUUUUGCAGGUGAGGGUCUCAGUGGUCUGGUGCCUGCACUGGUGGCUCUGAUUCAAGGUGUUGGUGUGGUACACUGUGAGAAUGCCACUUUGGCUGGUGCAGCCAACAAGAUAGCUGAUAAUGCCACUGCGGUCGGCAGUGCAGAGCUACAGGCCGUCUACCAGCCCGCUAAGUUCUCUGCCCAGGUCUUCUUUGUGUUCCUCAGUGCUAUGAUGGUCGUGUCCCUGGUAGCCUUCAUCCUACUCAACCAUCACCCAGCUGUUGCUCGGGAGAGGAAGAAUGACCUGUACUUCAGUGAUGAUCUGGCUCAGGGGAAGAGGGAACAAAGUCUGUCUCUGCACGCUCAGACACCAGAGCAGAAGCCGAUGAUCAGUCCCCUGGAGUCGGUCCGGAGGGUACCCAGGAGCUCUUUUGGGAGGGGGACGUACAGCAGUCUGGAGGUGGUGUUCAUCUUUGUGGUGCUGGCCUGGGUCAACGCGCUGACCAAUGCAGUGCUGCCCUCAGUGCAGUCCUACUCCUGUCUGCCUUAUGGGAACAAAGCCUACCAUCUCGCUGCUACCAUGGCAGCUGUCGCCAACCCAGUGGCCUGCUUCAUUGCCAUGUGUGUACCAAUCAGGUCUCUCAUCUUCAUGGGCUUCCUGACCAUGUUUGGGACUGGAUUUGGAGCCUACAUCAUGGCCAUGGCUGCUCUUAGUCCCUGUCCCCUGCUGGUCCACAGUGUUUCUGGAACUGUAGUCAUAGUGUUGGCCUGGAUCCUGUUUGUCCUGUCCCUGUCCUACGUGAAGGUCAUCAUUGGGGUGAUCUUGAGGGAUGAAGGCCACAGUGCCCUGGUGUGGUGUGGAGCAGUAGUGCAGUUGGGCUCCAUGGUUGGAGCUAUAUCCAUGUUUCCACUAGUCAGUGUCUAUGGACUUUUUAAGUCAGGUGAUGCUUGCAACACAAAAUGUCCAAUGUAGACAAUACAUAUGUUUAAGUUAAACACUGCUGUACAAAACCUAAAUACAAAUUGCACUUACCUUAGAAGCACUGAACCCAUUGUAGUCACAUGCUUUACAUAUUCCAGCUUGAUUCAACAAAAGUGAGAGUCAAAUAUCUACUACUAUAUCACUCCUUUUUUUUUGCAGACGUGCUCUUGUGAGUCAGAUAAUAAAUUCAUGCUUUACACAUAUAUUUGUAUUUAUGAUAUAUAGAGUAAGCUCUGUUUGAAAUGGCGUCAACAUUGUCAAUGCCUCAGACCACACAAGACCAACUAAAUGGUAUUUUACUGCUGUGUAUAUUUCAAUUCCUUCAAUUCAGAGGUCAAAGCUGUUUUACUUGAAUUGUUAACAUAAUGUGAAAGUAUAAUGAUGUUUCUUUUAUAAGAACCUGUGGUACUUUUGGCUUUAAAAUGUGCCUUAAUUUGAAACACUGAUAAAUUUAUGGUUUUGGAGUAUUUAACAUUACAACUUGCUUUAUGUAUGCUACUAGAAUGGAGAAACUGCAACCAUACCAAAUAAAACAUUUGUUUUUA